GCCGCCGGUUUCGAGGCUUCUAGCUGUGCUCUGGCUGCCAGUGAAAUGCAAUGUGGAUACGGGGACUUGAGUUCUUGCUCACAGAUGAGCCAAGCUGCUUAUCGUUACACAGCUGCGAGGGCUGCUGGUUAUCCAGGCAACGCGGGAACUACGAGUACAGGAAGCACCACGCCGCUGGGGGCCCAUCACACCACCCACUCUCAUGCCCACGCGCACCACGGGGCCCAUGCAACCCCCUGCUCGGUAAUGGCCGCCAGAUCUCAAGAGGUCCACAGACACGCCGCCUCGAUCUUCCCGUCGGCCAUUAAUCUACAGAGUGGAUUAGGAUAUAAGGCUUACUCAGGACACGAUGGUUUAGCAGAGAAGAGAAAACAACGUCGGAUACGAACGACGUUCACAUCGGCUCAGCUUAAAGAAUUGGAGCGUGCCUUCCAGGAGACCCACUAUCCGGAUAUCUACACUAGAGAAGAAAUUGCCAUGAAGAUCGACCUGACGGAAGCUAGAGUCCAAGUAUGGUUCCAAAAUCGGCGUGCGAAAUUCCGGAAGCAGGAGAGGCUGGCCCAGCAGAAGUCCACGUCCCAAAGCGGUAUAGGAGUAGACAGCGGAGCUUCCAGUCCCGUAGGAGGCAACGUGAAAGCAGAAGGUCGUUCUCCAAGAAGUCCAGCGACGCCACCAGGCAACUCGAACAGCGUGAUGUCUACGAACGAGGCGAAACCAAUUCCGAAUCCGAAUCUUGUGAGCGUGAAACACAGCAGCGACACGGCUACGGAAGGAAACUCGCCCAACACGCGAGGAAGUAACAGCGGCGGAGGAACAUGGGGCUCCUGUAGCCCCAGGCCCUUCUCUGCAGCGCUACCACCGUAUCUAUUGGACCCGCUGCCUCUGAAAACCGCGAAUCUCUACUAAUCGUGGCGACGAAACCGCUCCAUCCCGGCGAAAUUAUGUAAAUAUAGAAAAUAUCGCACGCCAGAGCGAAAUACGGAUGCUGUUCAGGCUCUUCCGUCGCAAGGUCGUUUUCAUUGGUUCGUUGGACGCAGUCAAGCUUUCAAGCUUUCCUCGUCAAGGAAGCAAUCGAAGGGAACAGGAACUUUUUGCUUUUGGAUCCUUUCGGUGAGAUUUAUUUUCAGUUAAUUCUAGUCUUCUGGAACUUUAAACGAUCAAACAGUGAACUUGGAGGUCUAAAUAUUGAAAUAUUUGCAACUGUAAAUACCUAAAAGUUUGGAAUUUGAAGAAGCCAAGUAUUUGAAAGACUAGAUAUUCGAGGAUAUUGUGGAGUUGCGAAAUUCAGGUAUUUAAAAUUCUAGAAACUUCAGGGUUUGAUAUUUUAGCCGCCUAAAUAUCUGUAGCUCUGGAAAGCCAAACGUUUGAAAUUUUCUAGCUACUUGAAUACUUGGAACUUCAGAUGUUUAAUUGUAAAUUUUGGUGCUCUAGAUAUCUACAUUCUUUUUCUGGAUUUCUCUAAUGAGAAUUGUUUUUAGCUACGUUUGAUCGUUUACCUUUACAAUUUUUUCAUUAUUUUUCAUCGCUGUCUGUAUUCGUUGCUUGUUGCUUUAAUUUUUCAUUAAUUUGGGGAGUUUAUUUAGAUAAAUUGGAUUCUUUAAUGUUUUUAUUCUCUUUUUUUCGUGAUUUACAGGAAUCUUUGGUUUUUAGACAUUUGAUGAGAUGCAUUGCUAAUUACAUCUGCUUUUUAUUUCUAUUGACCUUUCGUUUUAUAAUUUCUUUCAGUGGUAACCGUGUGCAUUUGUCGCCGAUUGCUUUAAUUUUCCGUAAAUCUAGUCUCGUUUAGGCAAAUAUAACUUUUAAUUCUCUUUUUACUGGCGUGUAUAAAGUGAGAUCAUGAGAAACGACCUCGAUGGAAGAUAUUUACGAUGAUUCGAAAAGAUUCUCGCUGGAAAACCUAGUGAUACCGAUAUCUAAGUACCGUCCUACAUUCCUCGUUGAUUAGUCAAUGAAUGGGUAGCAUUUAUGUGGAUAAAUCGCACGCAAAGAUGUCUAAAAACAAAACCAAUCCGGAGCAAGUUUGUGAAGAAAGAAGCCAGCAAAAUUUUUCAAAGAAUCUAAAAGAAAUUUGAAAUGUAACUUGAAGCUAGCAAGAUAGAGAAUUUCAUUCGACUAUCAAGAUGAAUGUUUUGACUUUAGACGUCUUAAAAGCAACGAGGAAAGACCGUGAACAAAGAAAAGGUCUGAACAGCGUUCUCUCCACCACUUUUGUCAAAGUAAAAAUAAGCGACACGUUAUGGAGAAUAUCGAUGUGGCCGGCACUUGUACAGUUGUUGCUAUAAAUAUAGAAGAUUAGUGUUUUACACCGUAAACUCAUACUUACUGGUCCAUCGAACAGGGAGCAAGGAUUCUUUUCCCUUCAAGGUGAACAAAGAGAAGAAGAAAACGCAUGUUUAAGAAAAGAAAAAAAAAAAAGAAAUAAGAGCGAAAGCUAGAUUGUAGCUCCACCGACGUGUGUAUCAUUGGCCAUUCAAUAUACAUCCACAAGAAUUAUACAUUAGCGUAAUAAGAUUUAUUAAGGUCCAUUCGUAAUAAGGUGUAUGUUAGUCCAUGUCCCUGACGAUACGAGAACCUUUCUGAGUGAAAGCGAUCGAGAGAAAGAGUGAGAUAGAGUGAAAGGUAGGAGAGAAGAAGGAAAGGCAGCCAGUUCCCGAAAUGGUCGAAGGAAAACUUAUCGCUGUUCGUUUCGCGGGAAUUAAAUCCUUCGGUCGAAGAGAAACGACGCACGUCCCAUGAAGCGCGUUUAAUCUUUAAGUACCGCGAUAGAGAUCGUUAAUCGAUAGACUACGGAUUUUUAUGCGAAAUUAAAUUGCCUGAUGUAGCUGGUACUUCGAUAAGAGUACCACGAUUUUCUUAGAUUUUUUGAAAGUCUAAAAGGAUAAAAGGAAUUAGACACAGACGUGAAUGUUUCAGGUUGCGCAUAAAGAAUUAAUGGAUAAAACGAAUCUAAAUUCUAAUUACUUUGAUAAAAUCCAGGUCUCUCGGUCGAGUUUGUGAAGAUAAUAAAUUCGCAGGAAAAUCCGUAGCCUGAUAACCAACAGCCUGGUGAUUUAUCAAGCCGAGAGAAGAAAAGGUAUUUAUUUUACACGAACAACUAGCUAAACGUGAUCCACCGAUCUCUGUCCGAUCUGUGUUCAGGCCUUGUGUCUAUUUGCGGCUACUUAAAGAUUAAAUCAUUGAUGAUUUCCAGCAUCCCUAGGAAACGCAAAUUCCUACGAGACUCUCGCAGUUGGAGGAACGUGUCGUUACUCUCUCGACGUUCAAACAUAUUUUUAUAUAGUAAAUGCUUCGGAUCUAUCGUCUAGAAGAAUUAUCGGUAAGGAUGCGCCGAGGCUUACUUGAAACGAUGACUUUUCCUUCGACGAGGUCUUCGAUCAGACACAAUUGGAAUGUCGAGAAUGCCGCGGAAACGACGUUUCGCCGCUUCCCUUUCCACGAAAACACAAGCCAACCCUCUGGUUUGUUUUUAUCUUUUUUUUUUUUUUGGUUCUCUUAUUCUUUUUUUCUCGAAAUAUACAUUUAUUGAAAAUAAUCAUAUUUUGCAUCUGUUCUUUUUCGCUCGUCAUUUCUGUCGUUAACUACAAUUGUUGCUGCUGAUUGCGGUCCAGGUAUUUGUCCUUUGUACUCUCUGUGUCAUGCUCGUCACGCCUUUUCCCUCAGACAGCAGACCCUAACUGGAGAAAGUAGAUGGAGUGGAAAUUUGGCCCAACAUUGGUCCCUAACGGAAGUGGACAGGAUACUGAGUCUG
This is a messenger RNA of Bombus impatiens (common eastern bumble bee), 3748 nucleotides long. RefSeq names its product retina and anterior neural fold homeobox protein 2-like. Gene Ontology annotation, molecular function: RNA polymerase II transcription regulatory region sequence-specific DNA binding; DNA-binding transcription factor activity, RNA polymerase II-specific. The annotation marks the transcript as partial. The transcript has 3 exons. Gene Ontology annotation, biological process: regulation of transcription by RNA polymerase II. The record is from RefSeq and is a predicted model, not a curated record. NCBI's taxonomy places the organism in Eukaryota, Metazoa, Arthropoda, Insecta, Hymenoptera, Apidae.